This is a messenger RNA of Hipposideros armiger (great roundleaf bat), 2112 nucleotides long. It is a transcript of the gene CUNH1orf56, whose product is annotated as chromosome unknown C1orf56 homolog. Gene Ontology annotation, biological process: regulation of cell population proliferation. Lineage: Eukaryota; Metazoa; Chordata; Mammalia; Chiroptera; Hipposideridae. The record is from RefSeq and is a predicted model, not a curated record. The transcript has 2 exons. Bases 17 to 1081 code for a protein of 354 amino acids.
CACACCGUCCAGCCCCAUGGUCCCCGCCGCCCGCGCGCUGCUCUGGGCCCUGCUGCUGAGUCUGGGGUCCCGGGCGGCGGCGGGGGCCCAAGGCCUGACUUCGACUGGGGCGACCGAGACGACCGGGACGCAGCCGGUCAGUUUCCGCUCCGGGAGUCCAAUGACCCGCAACUACCGGUCCACCGCCCGGACCCCGGUCUCCCCGAAGAGGAGGGUAACAAUGGAGGAUGAGGACGACGUCGUGGCCACUGCCGACCGCCUGGCAGGCCCAGCCGCUGCAGAGCUCUUGGCCUCCACGGUGUCCACGGACGUCAACGGGUCGCGUUCGUGGGAGCAUGAGGAUGGGUCUUUGGAGGAGGGGGUUGUGAUUAACGCCGAUAAGAAUAGCGCCAGAUCAGAGGCUCCCCGUCCGGUUUCCAGUCCUGUUCCCCGUUCCAUUCCCAGUACGGUUCCCAGUACAGCUGCGGGUCCCAGCUCCAGGUUCCCCGCAAAUAUCCAGGAGCCGGAAUACAGGCUCACCACGAGCCUGCCGCACUCCAGCUGGAGGUCGACUGAGGAUUCCGACACCAGCCUCACCCAGUGGACAACAGCAGGGGCCACCCCCCGCCACUCACCGCGACGCUUGGCCACAGCCAUGCCACCUCCGGAAGACCUUCGGGUGAUGCUAAUGCCCUGGGGCCCGUGGCACUGCCACUGCAAGUCGGGCACCAUGAGCCGGACCCGCGCGGGCAAGCUGCAGGGCCUUUCCGGGCGCCUCCGAGUUGGAGCGCUGAGUCAACUGCGCACGGAGCACCGGCCUUGCACCUACCGUCAAUGUCCCUGCGACCGGCAUCGUGAGGAGUGCCCCCUGGACUCCAGCAUCUGUUCUGAUGCCAGCUGCACCACCCAGCCCACCACCACCAGCACCACCAGCACCUUCCCCCCCCUCAGCAGCAGACUCAGACCCACGCCCUUGCACUUCCCCAGCCCCAGCCCAGCCCUUGCUUUUUGGAGGCGGGUCAGGAUUGGGCUGGAGGACAUUUGGAACAGCCUCUCUACCGUGUUCACAGAGAUGGAACCAAUAGACAGAAACCAGAGGUGAUGGCCACUUGACCUGCAAGGAGGUGUCAAUCCUAGCACCCACCGGAUAUUUUUAGUACAGAAAAACAAAACUAGAAAAAACAUUGGUCUCGUGUCUUUUUACAGAUGUAUCUGAGGGAGGAGAGGCCGCAAGUUUCAUGAACCUUAAAACUGAACUGUGUAGCUAACAGCAUGUGGCCGGGGCCCUUCCCCCAUCCCUCAGAUAAAAUGUUGAUAUUGUUCACCGUCCUCAUUGCCCAAGUUGUUUUUAAACAAGUGCUUCUUUAGAGACUUGGAAAAUCUCAGGUGAAUGCUCUGAGAAGGGAACAGGAAGAACAAGGAUGCAAGCAAGCCCUUGGAUGAUGGUGGUCUUGCCACCUUCUCGCCUCAGAAAGGUACACAGCCCCACGUCAGCCACUUUCUAGACGUUACCCAACACACACCUGUAGUGAUUAGUCUGAGACUAUUUUGCUUACACUUUUUUUUAUUUGAAAAAUGUAUUUAAAAGUCCAACAAAUUUUUGAUAUAAAUUAUGACUCUCAAACCCAUUCCCAUCACUCUAAAUAUUGUUCAAGUGAUGGCAGCGUGCACAUUAGAGAAGGUAGCAAAAGGUGAGAGAGCACCAAAGGAAAGAUGUGUCCAAAUAGGCAUUAGAAUAAGGCUGAAGGUCAGGGUGACCAGCGACUCCAGGGGUCCCCAUCUCUCUACCCUAUCCUGUCAACCCUUCAGAUCUAGUAUAACCCUCGGGCUAUUGAGCUACUUCCAGAACAACUAGCUAGAUUGGAACAUAAAUUGUGAAUGUGUCUCUAGGACCGAUCUCAGACCGUGAAAAACUUCAGGAGAUACACUGAACUUGGAAAAAGUACACCUUCGUCGCUGUAUGUGGAGGGCAGACAGGAGGGAUGGUGGAAUCGGCUGAGUGGAUCCUAAUUCCCACAUUCCUGAAACCCCCACCACCAUCAAACAGGACGCUUCCUUGUCACCGAGCUAAUGUGAGCAGGCAGGAGCUCAUCUGUCCUGUUCCCACAAGGAAGGGACCAGAACAAAAAACAC